Molecule: messenger RNA, 243 nt
Organism: Pediculus humanus corporis (human body louse)
Lineage: Eukaryota; Metazoa; Arthropoda; Insecta; Psocodea; Pediculidae
Exons: 2
Coding region: 1-243 (80 amino acids)
Source: RefSeq, a predicted model, not a curated record
AUGGGUGAUAAACAUAAAAGUGAAACUCCAAAACCUUUAAAAAAUACACUUUUAAGUGGAGCUAGUCAUGGAUUUCCCUUUGAUUCUUUUCAGGGAAGUUCGAUGCUUAUCCCUGUUUCUCAAGAUAGCCCAUCUGUUUUAAACGACAGUAAGUUAAUUAAUUAUGAUAAAAUAGAAUUUUGUGUGAAAAUCAAUGAAUCGCUUCACAGAUUAAAGCCUGUUUUUAAAACUUUAAUUAAAUAG